Fraxinus pennsylvanica is the source of this 993-nucleotide messenger RNA. NCBI's taxonomy places the organism in Eukaryota, Viridiplantae, Streptophyta, Magnoliopsida, Lamiales, Oleaceae. The record is from the annotation of a GenBank genome assembly.
AUGGUGUUCAUUACUGAAGAUAACAUCAAGCAGUUAGGAACUAUGAUAGAAAAAACUGAUGAACCACUAAAGAAGACUUUCCAGAAUAUACAUCAAGGGUACCCCACUGAGAGUUUGGUGAGAUUUCUGAAAGCAAGGGAUGGGAAUGUCUCCAAUGCGUAUAAAAUGCUCAUUGAUUGCUUGAACUGGAGGAUACAAAAUGAAAUUGAUAACAUAUUGGCUAAGCCAAUUAUCCCUGCUGAGUUGUACAGAGCAAUACGGGAUUCUCAGCUUGUAGGAUUUUCUGGAUACUCAAAAGAGGGUCUUCCUGUCAUUGCCAUCGGUGUAGGGCUCAGCACAUUCGACAAAGCAUCUAUUCACUACUAUGUCCAGUCACACAUCCAAAUGAAUGAAUACAGAGAUCGUGUGAUUUUACCUUCCACAACAAAAAGAUUUGGGCGAUACAUUGGCACUUGCAUAAAGAUUUUGGACAUGACUGGUUUAAAGUUUUCUGCACUGAGUCAAAUUAAGUUAUUGUCUGUAAUAUCUACCAUUGAUGAUCUUAACUAUCCCGAGAAGACGGAGACUUAUUUCAUAGUUAACGCCCCAUAUAUAUUCUCAGCAUGUUGGAAGAUUGUGAAACCUCUUUUGCAAGAGAGAACAAGGAAGAAAGUGAAGGUUCUUUCAGGCUCUGGAAGAGAUGAAUUAUUGAAGAUUAUGGAUUAUGAUUCUCUCCCACAUUUUUGUAGAAGAGAAGGAUCAGGAUCAUCUCGGCAUUCUAAGAAUGGAACAGUUGGUGAUUGUUUUUCCCUUGAUCACACCUUCCAUCAGGAACUAUACAGCUAUAUUAAGGAGCAAUCUGCACUCAGGAAGCCUGCUGCACCAGUGAAACAGGGUUCAUUUCACGUGGAUUUUCCUGAGACUUCUCUAGAAGAUGUCAAAAUUGCUGAAACUAUUGAAACUGAAUUUCAGAGACUUGGGGAUCAAAAUGGGCUUUCUCAUUCUUUACACUAG